This is a messenger RNA of Oppiella nova, 2130 nucleotides long. The record is from the annotation of a GenBank genome assembly. Lineage: Eukaryota; Metazoa; Arthropoda; Arachnida; Sarcoptiformes; Oppiidae.
AUGCAUUUCCUGUCACCAUAUGUUCAUAUGUGGUAUACUGUGUGCACUGGUAGGCCGUCUCCUCACCCAAACACCACAUCCGAAGCAAUACUAACAGCGAAAGCAAUGGCAAUACGAGAGGGAAGCCGUCGGACGACAACACCGGCAUAUACUUCGAUGCGGACACUCCUGUGGAUGACGAGGGAGAGGGCAGUGGCUCUCACUUCGACGACACGGAGACCUCGUCGGGAAAGGGCGACGACGACGAGGACACCGCUAUUCCCGGCGCCAAAGAGGGCUCCGGCAGUCGGCCGACGGUCAGCGCCACCAGUAAUCCCAACACUGAUGACGAGGAUGAGGGCGACGGUGACGACGAUCUCGGCUCCGGAGACGACGACUUCGAGUCAAUCAUAUCAUCGACGGAAAGGCCAACAAAACGACCGGAUGUGCCGCGAGUGACGGUUGCGCCGACUCACGAGUCCAGGCCCAAACCGAAGGACCCGAUCGACGAGCCGUUCGACAACAGUGUGCCUAAAGAAGCCUUCCCUCCAAUUCCCUCCGAGACGUCGACCCGACACCCGCUGCCGGCGCCGACGCAAUGGCCGCCGCAUGUGGUGGUGACGGACGCCGAGGACGACGGCAACAGCUUAGGUAACGACGUGUCGAUUAUGGGUCAGAAACAGGUGACGCCGGCCUCGUUCUUCGCCCGACCCGGUAUUCUCGCAGCUGUGAUAGGAGGGGCUGUUGUCGGACUUCUUUGUGCCAUUUUAUUAGUUAUGUUUAUUGUGUAUCGGAUGCGAAAGAAAGAUGAGGGCAGCUAUGCGUUGGAUGAGCCCAAACGCCAGACAUCAGUGAACCCCUAUGCCAGGGGCUCUUCCAAGGAAUUCUAUGCCUGAACGCCAGUACCCAUCCGUACGGCUACUAGUGAUGUGUGAAUGUAUUAUUUGAUUCAACGGUGGAAAACAAACUCAACACAAAUAUAUGGAAACUGAUUAGUGUGUGAAGACGUUGUGACCCUUUUUGUGAUCAUCUAUUAGUGAAUCAAUUGUUAUGUGUUAUCAACGAAACCAUAUGAACUCAACCGACCACUGGAUAUCGGAUUUGCUUUUUUUGUCGCUAAACAUAACAUGACUUUUGAUUUACUAUAAACUCAUCGCUCGUAUCGACAAAACACUCGACCGACUCAUGGAUUGUACACUAAUUGUAGUAAUAAUUAAGAAAAUGACGGAAUAAUCAAAAGAUUGAUUGUUUUUUCUCUAAUCUUCACCUCAAAUGUGAACCAAUGGACAGCUAAGUGAAGACAACUUUUUAUAUAACGAUUAAUAUAUGUAAUGAUAAUAAUUAUUGACUCGAAAUUACAUUUCACGCGAAAGCUCUUCAUUUGAUUGAUAAUUAUUGUAUAGUUUUGUUGUAAUACUUAUUGAAAUCACUGAAAAAUGUGGUGAAAGUGCCCAUCGAUGCAGCUAUUGAUCAGCUAUUGAUCUAUCGAUCUAUCGGUUAUGAUAUUUAUAUAUCUCUUACACAAUACUAACCAAUCGUUUGAUUAUUUUUCUCGAAACCAAAACUUUUUUCUAUUGAAAGCGAAACCCAUUUUGAAACCCAUUUUGAUUGAGACAUUAAUUUUGAUUGAAAUUAAUUUAUUGAUAGAAAUGCAUGAAAAACAUAUUCAAACUGACAGUUAGUGUCAGAGCUCUAACACUCGUCAUAUCCUAUACUCUAAUAUCAAUUGACUUUUAGUCCAAAACUCUUAACCAAAACCUCUUAUCAAAGCUAAAGACAUAUUAAGACAUAUGAAACAUAUGAAAGACAUUCCAAACCAAACCAACCAUUUCUCCCGAAUUCAUAUCGAAAGCCGUUUUCUAUUGUUUUUCUAUAGAAAUGAAUAAGUUUUGCAUCAAAAUUGACAAUAAGUUUGUAAUUAUUAUUUGAAAAUGUAUUUGAUUUAUGUAUGUAUUUAUGCAAUACUUAGAGUACAAUAAGUUUUCAUAAAAAGCGAGUUUUUGUAAACUUUUUUCACACGAAUCACAAGAUUAGGUGCAAAACGACACAAAUAUAUCAUUAGUUUUAAACUUGAAAACAGAAAAACACUAAUAAUUGACGAAAUUAUUAAUAAAUGAAAAUAGAAAUUAAUAUUUAAUUUAUAAGAAUUUA